Homalodisca vitripennis (glassy-winged sharpshooter) is the source of this 1635-nucleotide messenger RNA. RefSeq names its product histone acetyltransferase KAT8-like. Gene Ontology annotation, molecular function: histone acetyltransferase activity. Bases 24 to 1385 code for a protein of 453 amino acids. Lineage: Eukaryota; Metazoa; Arthropoda; Insecta; Hemiptera; Cicadellidae. Gene Ontology annotation, biological process: regulation of DNA-templated transcription. The record is from RefSeq and is a predicted model, not a curated record. The transcript is spliced from 8 exons.
UUCUCUAUGGAUAUACGCAAGAAAUGGCCGAUGACAGUAUCAAACAAAAAGAGGGUAGUGUGAAGGAAAAUAUGAUUAUGAAAACUGACAAGAAACCUGAAAAUCUUAGUGGUGACAAACCUUCAGGCGAUAAUGAAGAUUCAGAAUCGCUUGAAGAACAGCCCCUUGAUAUUGGCGAACACUAUUUAGUUAGGAGAUCUGACGAUUCUUGGCAUCCUGCAGAAAUCAUCCAGACAAGGUACAAUGAGCAGGAGAGCCACUAUGAAUACUACGUUCAUUAUGAGGGUUACAAUCGUAGGCUGGAUGAAUGGGUACCACGAGACAGGAUCAUGAGCUCAAGGUUUGACAUGACAGAUCAGCAAUGGAAGAGUGGGGAUAGAGCUAUGAUCGACUUGUUGGAUCAAUCAGACCGCAAGAUAACUCGGAACCAGAAGAGACGACAUGAUGAGAUUAAUCACAUUCAAAAGACAUAUGAAGAAAUGGACCCGACAACUGCUGCUCUAGAAAAAGAACACGAAGCUAUUACCAAAGUGAAAUAUAUCGACAGAGUACAGAUUGGCAGGUUUGAGAUAGACACUUGGUACUUCAGCCCGUAUCCGGACGAGUAUGGAAAACAACCGAAGCUGUGGAUCUGUGAAUACUGCCUUAGGUACAUGAGGCUGGAGAAGUCCUAUAGAUAUCAUAUGAGUGAAUGUAUACUAAGGCAGCCCCCUGGGAAGGAGAUAUACCGCAAGGGCACACUCAGUAUCUGGGAGACAGAUGGGAGCCACCAUAAGACCUACUGCCAGAACCUGUGCUUGUUGGCAAAGUUAUUCCUGGAUCACAAGACCCUUUACUUUGACGUUGAACCAUUCCUUUUCUACAUUCUAUGUGAGGUGGACAAGCAUGGUGCCCAUCUUGUUGGCUACUUUUCCAAGGAGAAGGAGUCACCUGACGGCAACAAUGUGGCCUGCAUCCUGACGUUGCCCCCCUACCAAAGGCAGGGCUACGGUAAGCUGCUGAUCGCAUUCAGCUAUGAGCUCAGUAAAAUAGAGGGUGCUGUAGGCAGUCCAGAGAAACCUUUGUCAGACUUGGGCAAGCUCAGUUACCGCUCCUACUGGUCCUGGGUCCUACUCGAGAUCCUGAGGGACUUCCGGGGUAUUCUUUCCAUCAAGGAUCUCAGCGAGAUGACCAGCAUCACUCAGACUGAUAUAAUCUCGACACUACAGUCAAUGAACAUGGUGAAGUACUGGAAGGGCCAACACGUGAUCUGUGUGACACCCAAGCUGGUCGAUGAACACAUCCGCUCUUCACAGUUCAAGAGGCCUCGGCUCGUAGUGGACACCGCAGCCCUCAAGUGGUCCCCACCCAAGAAGUCCCCACAGAUACGAAUGGGCAAAAAGUAACCUGAACAAUAACCUGUUGGUUUGUGUCAAGGGUAGAAACCACACCGUCACUGUGUUCGUGUCAAGAUCCGGUCCCGGCUCGUCACGACCAGACUGCAGCUUUCUGCUUGUUUCUAUGUCGUAUCUUCACUGUUUGAAGCUCUGCAAUUGUUCGACAUUCUCAUUUUAAUGUCAGUUUAACAUAUUAUUUUUAAUUUGUUGAAUUUUUCACUAUGGUUUGUAAUGCAUUAAACCAUUUUUACAAACAAAA